Molecule: messenger RNA, 2681 nt
Organism: Dicrocoelium dendriticum
Lineage: Eukaryota; Metazoa; Platyhelminthes; Trematoda; Plagiorchiida; Dicrocoeliidae
Source: the annotation of a GenBank genome assembly
AUAGCAAUCUAAGCGCGAUUGUUUCAAACACAUGCCUCCCAAACCCAGUAAAACAAAGAAGAAAAGAGAGGAGGAAGAGCGUUUACGCUUAGAAGAAGAAGCUCAGCUUCGUGCAGAAGAAGAAAGCAAAUUACGUCAGUUGAAGGAGCGGGAAGAGAAAAAACAAAGGAAACUAACUGAGAAAAAGGAGCUCAAGCUGCGCAAAUUGGAGCUGGCUGAAACUAGGGAAUUGCUGCAGGAGCACAGAAUUCGUCUCGAACAACUGGAAUCUGAAAGAAGGGCAGAAUAUGCUUGGAAGCGUUAUUUCCGUUGUGAUGGCUCGCCUAACCCAAGCAUCGAGAAGGAAGUCAACACAUUCAUGAGCUUAUGGCGGCUAGAUGAAUCACGGUUAACAAUGGAAGAGGUUAUGAAUGAUAGCGUUCACAGUUUGAAGCUAAUAGAUGAACUGCGCACGCUGGUAGCAGACAUCGGCGAUAAUGAAGAAGAUGCACAGACACUGGCGACAUACAGAAGAACAAUGCACGAGCUGCGGCAGCUCGUACAUGAGAAGCUGGACCGCGCAACCGUAGAAACAUUGUCACGUGCCACGCAUUACGCUGAUCACGAAACUUCAAACCUCCAAAAAAUAUGGAGAAAUGAUUGGAUAUCUAUAUGUAUCUGGGCAAACUUGUCCAAAAAUCCACGUGUGAGACAGUUCACAUUUCCUGAUGUGGACAUCACUUUCGAUAUACCCAAGUUCCUAACGCUAUCAGACUGCAGCUUCCUUAUCUCUUUCAUGAAAUUUGAUAACUACUCUGUAGAGUGUUCAUCCUACACACCCAAAAAGACCAACCCGGUGUCAAACAAAGAAUUAGAUGACCAGAUGAAGAAGCCACCUGCUGAGCAACCUGCAGGAGAGAUCGUUGAACCAACACUCACUGAAGACAUUCAAGUUGACCUCUUCAGCGAAUUCACCAGGAUUUCUGCAGUGGAGGAGACCGAGGAACCGACGGCCGAAGCUGAUGAGAUCACCGAUCCGCCUCCGGAAGACCUAAUUCCGACUCCAGAGCCCGACCAAUGGGAGCGCGCAAAGCUGUGCCCGGAUGCCGUAGAUUUGGGCGAGUAUCACGUGAUAGGCGGUGUCAUUCGUUUCGACUUGUUGACACUGCCCAGACAGCCUCGUUCGGGAAGGGGAUGGAGCAUAACCACGUGCGUACGCCCGCCUAUUCUUGCACCAUUUGAGUACAACGUGGAUCCAGUGCAAAAGAUUUCCCAGCAUUCAGUCGGAAGUGAGAGCCAAGAGAAGAAAGAAGAAAAGAAGGAAGAGAAGCCACCCGUUCAAGUUAAAUUCCGCCUUCCAAUGUGUUUGGUGAUUGCCGAGGACCCACUCCUUGCAAGAUGGGACCCAGAGGUGAAUCAGUGGCGUACAAGUGGCAUCGAGCUAGAAGAAUUUAAGGAGGACGAAAACCUCAUCGUGUUGCGCACCAGUGUAUUCGGCACGAUGGCUAUUUUCCAAGAUUCACACAUCAAUAUGCCGUUCCAAGCAUGGGAACUGCGACCUCUACCGUUUCGACAAAGUAAGAUGGCAAUGGUUGCGCAUUCAGUGAGUGCAGCCACGAACGAUUACACAUUCGGUCUGGGAGAACCUGCACUAAUGGCCAGUGCGUUCUCAGCCCCGGUCUAUCGAUCACACACCGGAGCCAGGUCAACACAACCAACCAGUGAUCAAAUGAGAGAAGGUAUGCCCGUGGAGGCAUCCACAGUCGAGAUUUCAAAGGACAACAUUCAUAACGAACCACCAGAAAAGGAUAUGAUCCUGGGCCCCGUGCCAACAUUAGGGAUAUCAGACGAAGCGUAUCUAAGCGAGCUGCCAGACACAAAUCAGUGCAUUCUAACUAUCACCGGCGGUCUAACUGAACUACGCCUGCAUAUCUUGGGUGAGCGCAUCGCUGUGUUACCCGGCCUACCCGAGCAGGGAGAAUUCUCCGAACCAGUGGAUACUGCUGGUAGCGAUUCAGACGGGAUGCCAGAUAUACCCAAUUACCACAGACAUGAACUCACUCACUUACAUGGGAGAUGGUUUACUUCUGAUGAACUGAUCACUGUCUUACAGCUGUCGGGUGUGAACAUAUUUCCAAGAGAAGAUUCAGUAUGCAGAGUAGAAUGUCUGGAUAAAAACCCCAUAGUCGAGCAGAGGCUCUAUGAACAGAUGGCCUUGCUAAGCCCUUCGUUCGCAUUUGCUUGUUCACGAUGGAAUGCGGAGUGUGGCGAUCGGAACACGAUCAUCAUCACCGCGGUGGAGCACGUGGAUAAUGAGCAUUCAAUAGAUGAAGAGGCAUGGCGCGUAUACGCGAUGACCCGAAAGAAGGUGACGCGACUUCGCGUGAAGGAAUACGAUGAAACAUUCGACCCGAAAGUUGAUCAGAAGCAACCGUUUCAUGCGGACCUUUACCAUAUGUUCAUGGACACUGGCUCAGAAGACGCAAAAAGACGAGUGCGGAAAAUCGAUUUGAAAUACUUUAAAACUGUGAGACAAAUACUACAAGCCACUAGAUUGGCUGUGUUUACCUGAACGCAUAAUAUCAGAAAUACCCACGUAGGUGCUCAAUGGUGCAAAUAAAGCAGUACAUUGUUAUCGAUGGAUUGUGAUGUGCAGAUCAGUCAGAAUCGAUUAAGUUCUUCUAAUUUACGAACGAUUUCUU